AUGGAGGACCUCUCGAUGGAGCAUGCUCUUCGCCGAUCGAUGCUACUGAUCCAUGGAGAACCGGAAUCUUCAGACCAUCUGCAAGACAUUCUGUUCGAUACGGCCAUCAAGUACACGCAUACCGGCUUUCGUGUCCUGUUUUUUACCUACAAACCGCUAGAAAGGGUGGCGGACAGUAUCCGCGGACAGUUUAGCGAAUUGUUUAAAAUGAUUACCUUCAUCUAUCUGCAAACGAUCGAUGCUGCGGUAAACCGCUUGCUCGAACUACAGCGCUGGACUAACUGCAUACCGGGAUUAAUUAUUUUCGAAUCGUUUGAUUUACUGACCACGUCGAAGGCAAACAACACGCCAAACAAGCUAGACUUUCAGCGUGUACUGUUUCUCUCCACGCUAGCGGAUACCGUGCGUACGAUUUCGGUAAAUCAGAAAGGAACAUGCAACUGCAUCGUAACAACGUUCAACCACGGCAGUACGAUGCCAACAGUUCCGCUUGAACUAUUCUACCGGGAACACAACGUACUCGAGCUGAAUCACGUUACGGAAUCUACGGACAUUCUUUCGUUGAUGAUGGAAAAUGAGCAUAGUAUAGACAAUAAUUUAGCAUAA
Anopheles maculipalpis is the source of this 606-nucleotide messenger RNA. RefSeq lists its product as uncharacterized. The coding region runs from base 1 to 606 and encodes 201 amino acids. The record is from RefSeq and is a predicted model, not a curated record. The transcript has a single exon. NCBI's taxonomy places the organism in Eukaryota, Metazoa, Arthropoda, Insecta, Diptera, Culicidae.